Molecule: messenger RNA, 3504 nt
Organism: Lynx canadensis (Canada lynx)
Lineage: Eukaryota; Metazoa; Chordata; Mammalia; Carnivora; Felidae
Gene: ATE1
Product: arginyltransferase 1
Biological process (GO): protein arginylation
Cellular component (GO): cytoplasm
Molecular function (GO): arginyl-tRNA--protein transferase activity
Source: RefSeq, a predicted model, not a curated record
GCAUUGUGGGGUGGCGGCCGGCGGGGCUGGGCCGAGCGGCGUCGCGCUUGGAGGGCCGGGGCCAUGGCUUCCUGGGCAGCUCUUUCGCCCAGCAUCGUGGAGUACUUCGAGGGCGAGGACUCCUACCGCUGCGGCUAUUGCAAGAAUGAGUCGGGCAGUCGCUCCAACGGCAUGUGGGCACACUCCAUGACCGUACAGGAUUAUCAGGAUCUCAUAGACCGAGGAUGGCGGAGAAGUGGAAAAUAUGUGUACAAGCCUGUCAUGAAUCAAACAUGUUGUCCCCAGUACACGAUAAGGUGCCGACCUUUACAGUUUCAGCCAUCAAAAUCACACAAGAAGGUUUUGAAAAAAAUGUUGAAAUUUCUGGCCAAAGGGGAAAUUUCCAAAGGAAAUUAUGAGGAUGAUCCUAUGGAGCCCACCAUGGAGGACAGUGCUGGUGACUUUGGAUUAAUAAAAUUGGAUAUACAGUGUGACCUUAAAACGCUCAGCGGUGACCUCACAGAGAGCUUUGACAGUGAAGAAAAGAAGAAAGGAAAAAGCCCAAAGAAGGGAGAAUCUAAUGAAUUCAUCCAGUCACAAGAUAUAGAGGAGAAGUUGGGCUCUGGUGAGCCAUCACAUCCAGUUAAAAUGCCCAUGGCUCCUAAGCCAGGCAAAGGAGCAGAUUUGAGUAAGCCUCCCUGUCGAAAAGCAAAGGAAAUCCGGAAAGAAAGGAAAAGGUUAAAACUGAUGCAGCAGAACCCGGCUGGAGAACUUGAGGGUUUCCAGGCUCAGGGUGAACCACCGUCUUUGUUCCCACCAAAGGCUAAUAAAUCCAACCAGCCCAAAUCGCUCGAAGAUUAUUUUGAAUCUUUACCAGAGAAUGCAUCACACAAGUUGGAGGUGAGGGUGGUGAGAUCAUCUCCACCAAGUUCUCAGUUCAAAGCCACAUUUCAGGAGUCUUACCAGGUCUAUAAACGUUACCAGAUGGUUAUUCACAAGGAUCCACCUGAUAAGCCAACUGUGAGCCAGGUGAGGUUAGUACCUGUCUCCUUUGAGGACCCAGAGUUCAAGUCGUCCUUCAGCCGGUCAUUUUCUCUAUAUGUCAAGUAUCAAAUGGCCAUACACCAGGACCCGCCCGAUGAGUGUGGGAAGACUGAGUUCACAAGAUUCCUUUGCAGCUCACCUUUGGAGGCGGAGAAUCCCCCUAAUGGACCAGAUUGUGGUUAUGGCUCCUUUCACCAGCAGUAUUGGCUUGAUGGGAGAAUCAUUGCUGUGGGGGUGAUUGACAUCCUUCCAUACUGUGUGUCAUCUGUGUAUUUGUACUACGAUCCUGAUUAUUCAUUUCUAUCUUUGGGUGUCUACUCUGCACUACGAGAAAUUGCUUUUACGAGGCAACUUCAUCAGAAAACAUCUCAACUCAGCUAUUAUUAUAUGGGUUUCUACAUUCAUUCAUGUCCCAAGAUGAAAUAUAAGGGUCAGUAUAGACCUUCCGAUUUGUUGUGUCCUGAGACGUAUGUUUGGGUGCCCAUCGAACAGUGCCUGCCUUCACUUGAGAACUCAAAGUACUGCCGUUUCAACCAGGACCCAGAAGCAGGUACGUUUGGAGCAGAGCUCUGCCAGAAAUCCUUGGCAUUGUUUUUAGGUUCCUUGUGUGUGGCUUUGGCUCUUAAUAGGGUCAGGUAGCUUUUCAUCUAUCGUAGAAUGUGUAUGGUGUGUGUGCGCGCGCAUGUCUGUGUAAGACCGGGAGAUGCCACGUGCGCACACACACAACACUCUUGCUUCUGGAAAUAAAUGCAGAAACCUCAUGUGCUUCUGCUCCUUACUAACCCGUCUCCUUCUACUUUGAGCGUUGGUACCACCUUCCGUUUCUGCUACAGCUGUCACAGUGCAUAAAAAUUCUUCCCUAGACUGUUUAGGUAAACAAGAUAGAAAUACUGACCAGUUUGACUGAACAAAGCCGGUGAAUGGUUUCCCGAAGGCCAACAGGCUGGGAUGGGUUUUGUGACAAUACUUUUGUUGUUGUUGACAAUACUUUCUUGACUUUUUCUUACAUCUUUGGUGCUUCUCCUCUCCCGUCCCUUCUUCCACCUCCUGCGCACGCAGUCCAGCCCUAGCCAUGUCUUAUCUCUUGGUACUCCCCAUUUGGAUAGUCUGUGCACUGGUGGUAGGCACAGACACUUGCACAUACAGCCUGGGGUCAGACUCCCUGCAGGUGGAUCCUGGCUCCAUCAUCAGCCUGUAAAUUGUGUGCCCUUGGGCAAUUUCAUGAUCUUCCUGGCCUCAGAUUCCUGACCUUCAGAAUUAAGAUAAUAAUAGAACCUACCUUGCUGAGCUGUCAUGAAGAUUAGAGUAAGACAGGCACACUGAGGAUAGCCCCCUCGUCUUGCUGGGUUGGCGAUGGCUGGGCAAAUGAGCACGCGAUGUCCCGUAGACUGUGCCACGGGCUUUCAUCUGCAUUUGCCUUUAUUUGCUCUGAUUCCUGUCUCCAGAAAAAUAACGCAGUUCUAGUCACCUCCCUUUUGUCUAGAUCUCGCUCAGUUUUCAGCAGCCUUUCUCACCCUCCCUGCGUUCCCCCGCGGCUUCGUCCAUCAGGCGCGAGUUGUGGUGCUCGUGGUGGGCAUCGACUCCCCAUGUGUGUUUUCCUCAGACUGGAGUUCCUGGGUGUUCCCCCUGUGCCUCACUGAUGUCUGCCAGAGGAGGCGCCCGGUGCACAGUUAACAAUCACAUUUUCUGUCUAGUCACCCGUGGUCUAAGCUUGGAGAAAAAUCAGAAAAGGGAAACGGAAAGGCCGGGGGAGGGGCUGGGAGUAAAUGGAAAGAUCAAAUAGGAAGACAAAGGGGCAAGCAAAGAAAUGCAGGAAUUUCUUCUGUUCUAAGAUGUGCGUUCUUUACCACCCCGCCCCUGCCCCCCCCACAAAUGAGGUUUUUUAUUUCCAAAAAAGGAAAAUUGGUUCAUGUUUCACUGUAUUUUGGCAUCUCCUUGAAAAGCUGUUAUGCAAUCAAGAGUGGGCACUUCUUACACAUGGUGAUACCUUAGAAUCUGAUGAACAAGUGGCCGUAGGGACCCACCUGACUCCUACACCAGACACCCCGAGGUCACCCCAGGCUUCCUAGACAUUUAGCGUUCGUAGAACAACCAGGGCUUUAUAGUUCUGCACCUCCGAUUGUCAGCAUUUCAUUAUUUCAUUUUAAGUAGAAUUACACCUGACUGAUCAGACAGACAGGCACGUUGCUUACGGACAGCCGUACUGAAUUUGUCAGCGUUUGAGUCAGGCUCAAAGCGAAAGGCAGUGGUAGUUCAGAGGAAAGCAAAUACUUACCUGCUGUCCCUUCAAAAAAAAAAUUGUUUUUUCCUUUUUAGCUUUUCUCAAGGGCAGCUCAGAGUCAUUUCCUUCUGGUGAGAACAGCUAACCGUCUUACUGCAUUAUUUCACGUUCACAUACAAAAGUGGAUAAGUUCCUUCCAACUAAAUAAAAAUGAUCACGAAUUGGUUUCUGACUCCCAAACUUAAGACGCAGUUUCACCG